Molecule: messenger RNA, 3991 nt
Organism: Armigeres subalbatus
Lineage: Eukaryota; Metazoa; Arthropoda; Insecta; Diptera; Culicidae
Gene: Klc
Product: kinesin light chain
Exons: 7
Coding region: 274-1809 (511 amino acids)
Biological process (GO): microtubule-based movement
Cellular component (GO): cytoplasm; kinesin complex
Molecular function (GO): kinesin binding
Source: RefSeq, a predicted model, not a curated record
GUGUUGGUGAUGUUAUUAUCGACAAAAGAUUUCUCAAGCAGUUUCUCUCCAAAUUUUUAGUGAAAACAUUUCCAAAAAUAAUUUUAUUUCCAGCUAGUUUUUUGUGAUUACGAUUGUUAAAAGUGGACUCUUGAUACGGAACUUUGUGAUCAGUGGUUUUGUUCCCAGUUCUGGUUUGUUUGGUGGUGGAAAUUGGAAAAUAUUUUUUAAUCUGUGGACUCCCUUUGAUAGUGCAGCCUCAACUUUCUCGAAGGUUAUACAAUUUUGACCAAAAUGACGCAAAUGAGCCAAGAGGAAAUAGUCUCAAACACAAAAACAGUUCUUCAAGGUUUGGAGGCACUAAGGGUGGAACAUUUAACCCUCAUUUCAAACCUUACCGACGGAAACAAAAAAGACCCAGACAAGUCGGAAAUUGUUAUGAAAAAUAUUGAAAACAUCGAAUUGGGUUUAGGAGAGGCACAGGUGAUUGUCGUGCUCGCUUCUCAUCUUCAAAAUAUUGAAGCUGAGAAGCAAAAGUUACGUACUCAAGUUCGGCGGCUAUGCCAGGAAAAUGCUUGGCUCCGAGAUGAAUUAGCUAAUACACAACAGAAGCUUCAGUCUUCAGAGCAAACCGUUGCACAGCUAGAAGAAGAGAAGAAACAUUUGGAGUUUAUGGCAUCCGUAAAAAAGUACGAUGAUAACCAGGAAAAUGAGGAACAACAAGAAAAAUCCCGAUCAGAUCCUGUGGUAGAACUUUUCCCGGAGGACGAAUCCGAAGAAAGACAUAAUAUGUCUCCGACACCGCCGAACCAGUUUGCGAAUCACGCCAAUGCAGGCUACGAAAUUCCAGCACGAUUGAGAACAUUGCACAACUUAGUUAUCCAGUACGCCUCGCAAGGUCGCUACGAGGUAGCGGUUCCACUUUGCAAGCAAGCUCUGGAAGACUUGGAGAGGACCAGUGGCCAUGAUCAUCCGGACGUAGCCACCAUGCUUAAUAUUUUGGCCCUAGUAUACCGAGAUCAGAAUAAAUAUAAAGAAGCUGCAAAUCUGCUUAAUGAUGCAUUGGCAAUUCGCGAGAAAACAUUGGGUGAAAACCAUCCAGCAGUAGCUGCAACACUUAACAAUCUAGCUGUUCUCUAUGGAAAACGUGGAAAAUAUAAGGAUGCUGAACCGCUUUGCAAGAGAGCUUUGGAAAUCCGUGAAAACGUACUUGGCAAAAGUCACCCAGACGUCGCAAAGCAGUUGAAUAAUUUAGCACUACUCUGUCAGAACCAGACAAAGUACGAAGAAGUAGAGAUGUAUUACCAAAGAGCCUUGGACAUAUAUGAAAUGAGGCUUGGUCCCGAUGACCCGAAUGUCGCCAAGACCAAAAAUAAUCUGGCUAGCUGCUUUUUGAAACAAGGCAAGUACAAGGAGGCAGAAAUUUUGUACAAACAGGUCUUGACCCGGGCUCAUGAGAGGGAAUUUGGGGCAAUUAACGGCGAAAACAAACCUAUCUGGCAGGUUGCCGAGGAAAGAGAAGAAAACAAGUCAAAAAAUCGAGAAAACACACCCUACGGAGAGUAUGGAGGUUGGCAUAAAGCUGCUAAAGUUGACUCUCCCACUGUCACAACGACGUUGAAGAAUCUGGGAGCGCUUUACAGACGACAGGGAAAAUACGAAGCGGCCGACACGCUAGAGGAUUGCGCUUUACGUAGCAAAAAAGAGGCGCUGGAUUUAGUGAAACAGUCAAAGGUUGCGAAAAUUCUGGGAGUGUCCGAUGAAAAUAGGCGUCAACGGAUGAAGGACAGUGAUAGCUAUGACGAGGAAGGAAAGCGAUCUCAAAAAUAGAUCAAUGGUUUAACCUACAACUAACUACUGCUUCUACCAGCAUGCAAGUUUUCACAAACGUCAGUAUUGGCACUCUGUUUUUUUUUUGUUUUAUGUUUUACGAAAGUUGUGAAAAAUAUGCUUGAUAUUUAUGUCGAUUUUUUUUUGCUUUUAUUGUGUUCCAUUUAGUGGCAUGUCGUGAUUACAAAAUAAACAAAAGUGUAUCUUAACAAUGUGGUUAUUUCAGCAUCAGUUUUCCAAUUUUCCUUAUCGAUAUUUGAUACGAUAAUGAUAACCUAUUAUACUGCCGUCAUACACAUAUUUGUCCCAUGUUUGCUGGGAUUUCCUAUGUACAUGGGACAAUUAUGCGUAGAACGGUAGUAUAGGUUAUGUACAAUAAGGAAUUUUCACAACAAUUAUCAGUUUGUUGUGUGUUUGAUUCGGAUUAUGUAUACAUAUAAUAUGAAUUAAUUCGAAAAACUUUUAAACAAGCGUUAUUAGUAAUUGUCUCAACUCAAAUCUGAUCACGCAGCCUAAUAAAUAUUUGUGACAUAUAUUUUGUUUAUCAAAAUCCAACAAAUAUUACAAGAUUAGUCCCGGAAGUUUCUACGUAAAAUUCAACAUGAUUUUGGAGUGAAUUAUCACCUUUCCAGUUCAUAUAACAACAUUCCGCAAGAACUAUUAUAGUGGAUUUGAUGGUGAGCAUGGUAAAAUAUAUGAAUUUGUUAUCAGCCUCGAACACGCCAGUGAAUAUUUUUAAAAUAACCGUCGGUAUUCUGCUUAUGUAAAGCUCAUAGUCUCACUACGCUAUAAUAUGCUAUUCAGACUACGAGAGUAACUUGAUGUCAAAGUUCAUAUAACUGAUUUUCAAUGGAAGAUAUGUGUAUAUGACAUUUCAUGUCAAGAUACAUUUUAUCAAAAGCCCGUUGUCUAUAGGCUUUUAUUUCACAAUCGGAUUGAUCAUAACGAGUCAUACGGUUCAAAGCUAACGAAUAGAAUCGUGGCUUGUAUGGAGUAGAUUUCUUGAUAGUAGCAAUGAAAAGUCUUGCCGAUAUUACAAACAGAAUAAAUUUCUUCUUCAAUGUUCUACCUAUACACAGCAUAAUAGUGAUCAUAGGAUUAUUAUUUAUUUAUAUUUAUAUUAUGUUUAUUAGAUAAUGUUAAUUAAAAUCUUAUCCUUUUAUGAGGCGAUGUUUCAUUAAUGAAGAAGUAUAAAAAUAUAAUGGCGACCUAAUAAAAGAAACAAAUUAUACUAUAUUUUAAAAGGUGCGGUCAUUGAAGGAUUGUACUUUUGUGAUAGAAAUUUUGUUUAAAAAAACAUGGAAGCAUAGGAAUUAAAUGCAUUCUUAAUAUUUGGCCUGUGAAUAUCGAUCGAUGCUACUUUGGAUUGCUGUUUGAAUAUUUAAACAUCCUGGAAUUUUGAAACGGUGUUGUAUUUUAUUGUCUUUUUUGCAUGGAAUUGAUUUGAAAGCCCAAUUAAAUGGAACACAAUGCACAACUGCAGGUUGGUGUGAAAUAAUAUGCCAAAGCUUAAAAUUCAUCAAAAGUAACCAUUUAGCAUAAUCUAAAUAUAAAACAUACCUUUAACAUAUUUGCUGUUUUGCAGUUCUUGAUUUCCUAUCAUAUCUGCUUUAAAUGACAAAUUGCAGAUGGUCAAUUUAGGUAAUAAUAAUACGCACUUAAUCAGUAUCCGGUUAUGAACAGGUCAUUUAUUCUAAUUGACCAAACAUAUUUUGGGCUGUGCUUAAAUUAAAACUGAGAGUUUCAAAUACUAAUGCAACUGAAAGCUAUGCUUGAUUUUUCGAAAUUUCAAUGUGCUUUUUGACACAACAGUGUAUGCAGUUUGUAAAAUCCAUAUCCGAGUUACAUAGCAGGUCUAAUUAAUCAUCGUUUCAUCCAAUCACCACCUCCUAAGCAUCAACUUAUGGGCCUGCGGCUGCGUUUGUGAAAAUUUGAAAACUAGAAGGAAACAUUCUCAGAAAUAGAUUUAUAAAGUAUUUAGAGGCACAUUUUGGUGCAAUAUUAAUGACAAAACGAGAACACUAUUAUUUUACCUAUCUCUCUUUCUGCUUUAAAAAUUGUUUGAAAAAAAUACACAAGUAAUCAAUCACAACUACAUCCGGAUCGUGACAUCUAAAUUGAACACAAAAGAACGUUCAGACCGCCACAUAAAGUGAAAUAAAUAAUAAUUACUAAAAUCUAA